This is a messenger RNA of Phascolarctos cinereus (koala), 8406 nucleotides long. It is a transcript of the gene KIF14, whose product is annotated as kinesin family member 14. Lineage: Eukaryota; Metazoa; Chordata; Mammalia; Diprotodontia; Phascolarctidae. Gene Ontology annotation, molecular function: microtubule binding; microtubule motor activity; ATP binding. The record is from RefSeq and is a predicted model, not a curated record. Gene Ontology annotation, biological process: microtubule-based movement.
UAUCUCAAGGGCUUGUUUAAUAUCAUAAUAGGCUAGCAUAUAGACAGGUGUUAUCAUUGUUCCACAGGGUUUUCAUGGUAUUUUAUAACAUGUAUAACACCAGUCAGUUCUCAAAUUCCAAUUAUGUAUACAAGUUGUCCCCAAAAUCAAAAGGAACUAUUUUAGGAAUCUCUGUAUUCUCAGGUUAGAAGAUUUAGGGUAGAGUAAGUAGGGGAACAGUGAUGGAGAAAGGGCAUUCUGGUUAGGUGGGCUGAGUAAAGGCUCAGACCCACGGAAAGGCAAGGAACCCACCGGUUGGGUGAAAGAUUUGGUUCCAUCAUUUAAGGGUAUGAGUGUCAGUCAACAAGCAUUUAGGAAGCUCUUAUUGUGUGCCAGCAGUAACAACGACCAGAUAUAGCCUAACCGUCUUAAAUAUAACUUUUCCGGGAUAUUGUCGCUUUGGGCGUGGGGGUGGGCAGGGGUAGCCAUCAACUUGAAUUACCGCCCAGCCUGAGCUUCAGAGUUCGGACUUCCCUUGACGUUUUAUUCUGCUUUUUUUCUUUUUCCUCUUUUGAACAGGCUCUUAUUCGCAACAAAGUCCACCACAGGGUCACCCCGGGGCUACUUCUGGCCUAGCUCAGUGAAUUGUCCCAGGCGAGACCCUCGACGCCGGCUAGUAAUUAUCCACCUCCCCUCUUCCUCCCCAGGGAGUGAGGCUGACGUAAGAGGAUUCACGCGGCCAGGAGGGAAGAGGUGGGCGGUACCCAGCGUUGCCAGGAAACCGGGAGGGGAAACGUCCGCUCUGCGCUCUCUUCUGCCCGCUCGCGCCCAGAAGCCUCUAUUCCGGAAGCCCGGAUGGGUGGAGCGGACACACUGCCACACUCGAGCAAACCCAAACAAACUAUGGUUUCUUCCGGCAGAGGGCGGGGCGAAGCGAGACGCGGCGUCUGACUUGCGCUUCUGGCAGCCAAUCAGCAGGCUGGGCGCUCAUUCAAAUUCUGGCCCUGCGCGGGGACCAGGUUCGGGGUGUAGGUUCAGUUCAUUGUCUGUCUAUAUAUUCUGCUUAUUGAAGAUGUAUAUAUUAAUGGAAUGGUUAUAUGGGCUGUCCAUUCAACUCUGUGUCAUCAUCUGAACAACAGAUUUUAAAAAGAUGUCAUUAAGAAAAGACCAGAAGUUAAAUGCAUACUCAAAGAUUUUAAAUUCCACAGCUUGAGUCCUUUUUUAAAGACUUCUUGUGAUUAAUAUGUCAAUGUACAAUACAACUUUUAUGCAAAAUUGCAAUGAUACCCUUGGUUUAUCUUCACAAAAUAACUCAUCACUUACUGCCCUUACCCAAGGCAGCAGACUUAAGCACCAUAUGAAAUCAGAGAUGCCAGAGUGUGAAAAUGAUCCAUUAUUAAAAACUCUAAGUAAAAUCAAAGAAGUAAAUCGAACCUAUGUUAUUUCAGCCUGUAAAAAUGUACAAGACUCACCCCUCACACCUAACUUGGAGGGCAGGUUGGCACUCCAAAGAAGAACUAGAAAAAUUCAAGAACCACCUUUGCUUGGUAGUCAGCCACAGGAAGAAACAAGAAGACAACUUACGGUGCGGUGUUGUAUGACAACAGACUCUCUGGAAAGGGGUGAGACAAAUAAAAAUGUUCCAGUUGGAAUCUAUAGUAAGAAGGCUGCUUUGGAACAGAGUAAUAAAAAUGUAAAGACAAUAAACACUGAUAAACACUCUUUUGUUAAAUCUGUUUCACCUGUAGUUGAAGAUGUAAAACAAAGAAAAACAACUAUUGAUGAAAAGUACAAAGAAAAAUGUUCAGCUCUCAGUGCAGAAAAUGGAAACCUUUUACAUGAUAGGUGUUCUGUUUUUCAAGCAAUUGAGUCACGAAGUCAGAAUGAAGUUGGUAGAUUGGGACACUCAACAAUAACGAAGCCUAUUCGGAACACAUCAGAUAUAAAGAUAAUUACAACAGGAAAUUUAAGUAAUACAGGUGUUGGAAAGGAAACAAUGAAAAAUUUAAAUAAUAAAUUUGGAAAUGUGGAAAAACCAAGAACACCCAGACGAUGGAUUAUGGAAGAAAACAAAUUUACACCAAAAAGUAGUACUCCUCAGGAGAGAAUGACAGCUUUGUCAGUUCCAAAAAAUAGGACAUGCCUUCAAAUUAUGCAAAAACAAAAAAGUAUACCUAGUUCUUUUCUUGAAAAUAAAAGGGAAAGAUCACAAGAAAAUACCUUAUUGAGAGAAGAAACUAUAGUUCAGAACACGUAUAGACAAUCAAAUCAUUUGAAGGUAGAGAAUAGUCAAGUGACAGUGGCUAUACGAGUGAGACCCUUCAGCAGCAGAGAGAAAACUGAAAAAGCAUCUCAGGUAGUUUUCAUGAAUGGCCAAGAGACAACUGUGCAACAUCCUGACAUGAAACAAACUUAUAAUUUUGUUUAUGAUUUUUCAUUCUGGUCUUUUGACAAAUGUCAUUCUAACUAUGCAAGCCAGAUGACAGUCUAUGAGACAUUAGCGGUGCCACUCCUGGAAAGAGCCUUUGAAGGAUAUAACACUUGUCUCUUUGCUUAUGGACAGACCGGCUCUGGAAAAUCAUAUACCAUGAUGGGAUUUGGUGAAGAACUGGGGAUAAUUCCCAGAUUUUGUGAAGAUCUCUUUUCUCAAGUAGCCAAAAAAGAAACACAAGAGGUCUCCUUUCACCUUGAAAUGAGUUUCUUUGAAAUCUACAAUGAAAAAAUUCAUGAUCUACUUGUUUGUAAAGCUGAAAGUGGACAGAAAAAGCAACCUCUCAGAGUAAGAGAGCACCCAGUUUCUGGACCCUAUGUAGAAGCUCUGUCAGUGAAUGUUGUGAGUUCCUACACUGAUGUCCAGAGCUGGCUUGAAUUGGGAAAUAAGCAAAGAGCAACUGCUGCUACUGGUAUGAAUGACAAAAGUUCCCGUUCACAUUCGGUUUUUACAUUGGUGAUGACCCAAACAAAGACAGAAUUUGUGGAAGGAGAGGAACAUGAUCACAGGAUCAUUAGUCGCAUAAAUCUAAUUGAUUUGGCAGGCAGUGAGCGCUGCUCGGCGAUUCAAACUAGUGGGGAGAGGCUAAAGGAAGGUGUGAGUAUUAACAAGUCACUCUUGACUUUGGGAAAGGUUAUUUCUGCUCUCUCUGAGCAAGCAAACCGAAAAAGAGUUUUUAUUCCUUAUCGUGAAUCUGUUCUUACAUGGUUGUUAAAAGAAAGCUUAGGUGGAAAUUCAAAAACUGCAAUGAUUGCUACAAUUAGCCCUGCUGCUAGUAACGUAGAAGAAACGUUAAGCACACUUCGGUAUGCUAAGCAAGCCCGUCUGAUAAUCAACAUUGCCAAAGUAAAUGAAGAUGUGAAUGCCAAAUUAAUUAGAGAACUAAAAGCAGAAAUUGAAAAGAUGAAAGCCACUCAGCGAAACACUCGGAAUAUUGACCCUGAACGAUACAGACGCUGUCAGCAAGAAAUAACUUCCUUAAGAAUGAAACUUCAUCAACAAGAAAAGGAUAUAGCAGAAAUGCAAAGGGCAUGGAGAGAAAAACUUGAACAAGCAGAAAAAAGAAAGCUUCAAGAAACGAAGGAGUUGCAGAAAGCAGGAAUUACAUUCAAAAUGGAUAACCGUUUACCAAACCUUGUCAAUCUCAAUGAAGAUCCACAACUAUCAGAGAUGUUACUCUAUAUGAUAAAAGAAGGAAAAACCACUGUUGGAAAGUAUAAACCCAACUCAGGUCAUGAUAUUCAGUUAUCAGGGGUGUUAAUUGCUGAUGAUCACUGUAUUAUUGAAAAUUUUGGUGGAACAGUCAGUAUUAUUCCACUAGGAGAUGCAAAAACAUAUGUAAAUGGAAAACAUAUUUCAGAAUCCACAAUUCUGCAUCAUGGUGAUCGUGUCAUUCUUGGUGGAGAUCAUUAUUUUAGAUUUAAUCAUCCAGUAGAAGUACAGAAAGGAAAAAUAUCAUUUUGUGGGUCUGUUCUUACAAAUGAUGGUCCAAAAGACUUUGAGUUUGCAAAAAAUGAAUUGCUUAUGGCUCAGAGAUCACAACUUGAAGCAGAAAUAGAAGAGGCACGGUUAAAAGCUAAGGAAGAAAUGAUGCAAGGAAUCCAGAUUGCAAAAGAAAUGGCUCAGCAAGAGCUGUCUUCUCAAAGAGCUACUUAUGAAAGUAAAAUAAAAGCCCUGGAAACAGAACUGAAAGAAGAAUCUGAGAGGAAGAAAAUGGAGGAAAUAAAUAACCAGAAGGCUAAUGACAAAAUACAAGAAUUAGAAAAAGCAAAACAGCAUCUUGAACAGAAAGUCUAUGUUAAUAAGAAGCGAUUAGAAAUGGAGACUUUGGCUACGAAACAGGCCUUAGAAGAUCAUACUGUUCGGCAUGCAAAGAUUCUUGAAGCUUUGGAGGCUGAGAAGCAGAAGAUUGUUAAAGAAGUACAGAUUCUACAACAAAAUCUGAGUAACAAGGACAAAAUGUUAACAAUCCAGCCUAAUUGGAAUUUCAUGAAGCUCUCAGUGAUGAUCCAAGAAGCCAACACCAUUAGCAACAAAUUAAGAAAGUGUUAUGUUUUUUGUAGGCAUGAUAUAUCAAGCCAAAGAAAUAGUACUGAGCCUUCUGUUCAGGUCCAGGUUCGUAAUGUUCAGCUGGGAAUCUCAACUUUCUGGAGCCUGGAGAAGUUUGAAUCUAAACUUGCAGCAAUGAAAGAACUCUAUGAGAGUCAUAGUAGCAUUAAGGGUGAAGAUAUCUUUUAUGAUCCAGAAGAUGAAUGGGAACCUGAUUUAGCAAAUACAGCAGUUUCUUCAUUUUCUAGAAGAAGGAGCAGGAGUUUGAUGAAGAAUAGGAGAAUUUCUGGAUGUUUACAAGAUAUAAUAGUCCAUCCAGUUCAGAAUCUGAAUUCUUCACGUUCAUCAGGUUUAAUGGAGAAAUCAAACAACAUUUAUUCAAACUCAACAGAAUCUUUCUUGCCUGGAAUUUGCAAGGAAUUGAUUGGUUCAUCAUUAGAUUUCCUUAGUCAAAGUGAUGAUGAGGAAAAGACUAUGGCAGACAGCUUAAUUACCAGUUUUCUUAAUAUUCAUUCUUGUAUGACUGCCAUUUCCAAAGCUUAUGAACAACAAGAUGAAGAAAGUCAAGAUAACUUUUUUUCUACUGAUCGAGCAAUCCAGGCAUUUUGUAUUCAGAUGACAUCUGCUUUUGAGCAACUUGUUGUUCUAACCAGACAUUGGCUUGAUGAUUUUCCACAGUCUACUUCAAGACCUGAUGAUGACUUGACACAAGAAGUUAAAAAAUUGGGAGGGUACUUACAAUUGUUUUUGCAGGGGUGCUGUUCAGAUAUUUCCUCAAUGGUGAAUGAGGUUCAAAAGAAAAUUAUUGAAACCAUGCUACGGGCAUUAAAAUAUGUGGGGCAGUUAGCAGUUCUUAAAGGAGCCAAAUUGCAUCUUUCAGAAAACAAUAGGGAUGAAGUGGUGAAUCUUCAGGAGGAUUUCAUAAAUGCCAUUUGUGAUGGAGUGAGGUUUGGUAUGAACAUUCUUUUGGAUUCUGGACUUGAGAAAAUGAGGCAGCUUCAGCACGAACUUGAACUCUUAGGACAAUGCCCACAAAAUAAGGUUAUAGAAAAGAUGAAAACUAAUGCUGUGGCAUUGAUCAGAUCCUUUGGAAAUACCAUUACUGAUUGGAAAAAGAAGGAUUUUAGAGUUCAAGUUAAAGAAGAGGAGUCAGUAUAUCAAGAUGUGAAGAAGCUAAUUAAUCUUGCUACAGAAUUCUUGAAGUUGAAGCAUUGCUUAGAGCAAAUUAGUCAAAUUGUUAUUUCUACAUUGAAAGGAUUAGGAUCCUGUGGUGAUGUUAUUCUGCUCAAGAGUUGUGUUGAAAAUAUUUGCAACUUGUCCAGGCAUUUUAAUGAUAACUUCAGUCUGUUUACAUCACUUUCUGAUUCAACGAAUACCUAUGAUGAUAGAAUAUCUGAUGUUGCCUCCAGGGGAUUACAGUCUCUGGCGAAAUCAUUUCUCUUGGAUUUUGAAUCUGAAGAAAGACUUGACUUGUUAAAACCCAAGGAAAUAUCUAAACAGAAUAGUGAGGAUGAAGAAAAACAUAAACUAAUAGGAGCUGAAUCUAUUAGGAGUAAAGUUGUACCAAAACAUGUCUAUAAACUCCAGACUCCAUCUUCUGCUCUUUGCACAGGGGAACUUUCACCCAAUACUAUCCAGUGGGUAUAAACUCAUGUGUGUAUAUAUUUUGUGACUACCCAAGAAUGAAAAAGAACUUGAUAAACUACUUCGUUAAUGUAGGAGGAAGUUUUGCAUAAGAAAAAAAAGCUCAGUACCUCACAGAAGUUCAUAAUGUAUCAGUUAACAUUAUGUUGGGUCUGAAGAACACCUUUACCAUAUGAAAGUAAAGUAUUAUGGAAUCUUUAUUUUAAAAGAAAUAAAUAUCUGUAUGUGACACCCACAAAGUCACUUGACAAUUUUCUCCUUGAUGAUAAAUCGUUAGGCACAUCUAAGAUAACCUAUUAAACAAGCCCUUGGUUAAUUGUGAGUUCUUGCAAAAUCCCCAAAUAUUAUGACAAAAUGGAACAAGGAAUCCAAGACCAAAUGCAUGGUCGUGUCUUUAGCCUCUGAUGGAAGUACAUUGCUUUGAGGUGUUAGGAGUUUGAGGUUUUGAUACUAGCUGUUAACUGAAAUACCUAUUCACUGAUUUAUUAGCUAUAUUUACUGAUUCUUUAAAGGUUGGAAAUAUGAGCAGUUGGUGAAAUGUGUAUGUAUAUCUUGUCUUUUCAGCUAAGAAGGGUUUGUGAAAACUUGACAAUAACAGGAAUAUGCCUUUUAAGGGGGUGGCUAAUGAGAACUUAGCUCUGGUAAUUUAAAUUGCAUUGUAGCUAUUAUUCUUCUUGAGGACUUGCAUCAAUAGAAUACUCAGGAGCUUUCCUAAUUUUCCCUAGCUGUAAGGACAUUUAUCAAAAUAUAUGUAUUUUAUGUUCUCACUUUGUUAUAUACUAAUGAUUUCCUCCUAGUCCUUACUAAAAGUGUCAGUGUUUAGGUAAGCAGUAGGAAUGAAUUUUCUGUCAUAUUUGCUUUUUAAAAUGUGUGUGCACCUAUGCAGUAUUUAUAGGAUCUUAUGAAUGAAGAUAAUGUCUGAAUUUUAAUGCAAGUAAGAAAAGAUAGAAUAUAUUUGUGCAUACAUUUGUAGGACCCUUUAUCUUAGUGUAUCAUCGUCUUACAUUUUCUCUUGAUGACUUUAAAGCAGCUAUAGGGUCAGAAGUUAAACUCUAGAUACCAUUUUCUGAAAAUUUGGGAGGGAAUGUCCAAUUCUUUAAAUCAUCAAUGUUUAUAAUUGGUAUUGAGUCUCAUUUUCUUAUCCUGGAGAAUGAUAACAAAUGAGUCUUUGUUUCCUUAAACAGUGAUUUAGUUAACUGAAGAAAAUCACCUUUCCACCUAAAUAUCCAAAUCUACAUUCUAAUAGGAGGGACAUUUUCUCUCCUUUUUAGUAGAUCUUUUAUACCUAAUUAAAAAUUGCAUCCUGAUGCCACAAUCUGAGCCUGCUACUGAAAGAACCUACGGAAUCAAAGGUAGGACUUUUUACUGGUGGCACAAUUGUUUCAUUAUGGAUUAAAAGAAGAAUUUGUAGUUGGACAGAAACUGAAGCCCUUGAGACACUUGGGCAUGGGAACAAGAAGGUCAUUUAAUUGUCGGAUCUUAUGUAAAAGAUAAAAUUAAAUGUCUUUGAACUGCUUGAAAAAUGUAGGUAAUUUGUGGUUCUGUGUGGUUGGGCUGAAGAUACCAUUUUCAUGAUAUUGAACAGUUCCUGGAAAGCAAUUCUUUUAAACAACACAAGCACUUUGCCUUUUUUUUAUAUCCUGGUAUGACACAUUACUUGUCUUGCAGAAAUUGGCUAUUUGGUAUAAUGCAUGUAUCUGAUAAUUGCUUUAUUAAUGGGAGACUUCCAACGAGCUUCUGCCAUUAUACCUUAGUCAUUACAUGAUAUGAAUGUUAUUUUCAACAUGUGCCAAAUUGAAUUGGCUUUGUUGCAUUUGAGCUGUAUUUUUUUUUCUAAACCUUAAUAUGAUAUUUUUUAUAAAUGCUUUAUAUUGUAAUUUCACCUUCCAAGUUUUUCAGAAGUCUGGAUAUUUUUGCAUGCUUUAUUUUUUGCUUAGAAGUAGCACACAUUUAGUGUGCCUCUUAAAAUAUCAGCAUAGUAAUUUACUAUUUCAUAUGACCUCUCUAAGGCAGGUUUUGUCUUCACAUUCAUUAUUUUAAUCUUUAUCUCAUCUUGUCUAAACCCAGGAUUAUAUCAGUUAGAACUUUUUAAAGGCUUUGUAAAUUUUUUGUAUGUAUUUAUAUUCUCAAAUAAUUGUCCCUGUAUUUGAAUGGGUUUUGAAAUGUGUAUUUUGCUAUUCGGAAUCAUGUGUGUAAUUGUAAAAUAUUGUAACCAAAAUGUUAUUAAUAAAUCUUGUCUGGAU